Molecule: messenger RNA, 4130 nt
Organism: Phodopus roborovskii (desert hamster)
Lineage: Eukaryota; Metazoa; Chordata; Mammalia; Rodentia; Cricetidae
Gene: Atp8b3
Product: ATPase phospholipid transporting 8B3
Exons: 28
Coding region: 4-4116 (1370 amino acids)
Biological process (GO): Golgi organization; phospholipid translocation
Cellular component (GO): plasma membrane
Molecular function (GO): ATPase-coupled intramembrane lipid carrier activity; ATP hydrolysis activity; magnesium ion binding
Source: RefSeq, a predicted model, not a curated record
AGGAUGGGGGACAUCCCAGCUGCACAGGAAGCCCCUAGGAGGCGCAAGAUCCAGACGGGCCGUUCUGGGAAGUACAGAAUGAAACCUGAAGGCCCCACCAGCAUGGAUGAUGUUCACCUUGGGGAAGAUCUAGAGGAUAAAGACACAGCGUUCACCUGGGAGGUGAAAGCCAACGAUCGAGCCUACCACAAGCAGUUCAGGAAGAAGGGCUUUCUGUGGUGGAGAGAGGAGAAGUAUAAGAGCAACGCCAUCCACACGGCCAAGUACAACUUUUUCUCCUUCCUGCCUCUGAACCUGUUUGAGCAGUUCCAUCGUAUGUCCAAUCUCUACUUCCUUCUCAUCAUCAUCCUGCAGAGCAUCCCUGAGAUCUCCACACUACCCUGGUUCACCAUCUUUGCACCUCUGGUCUGCCUGCUUGUGAUCCGAGCCACCCGUGACCUGGUUGAUGAUAUUGGUCGACACAGGAGUGAUAAGAUCAUUAACAACAGACCCUGCCAGAUCCUGAGAGGGAAGAGUUUCCUGUGGAAGAAAUGGAAGGAUCUGUGUGUGGGGGAUGUGGUGUGUCUCGCCAAAGACAGCAUCGUCCCGGCCGACAUGCUCCUGUUGGCCAGCACAGAACCCAGUAGCCUGUGCUACGUGGAAACUGCAGACAUUGAUGGGGAGACCAACUUGAAGUUCAAACAGGCUCUGAUGGUCACACACCAUGAACUUACUAGCCCAAAGAAGAUGGCUUCCUUCCAGGGUACAGUGAUUUGUGAGGAACCCAACAGCCGGAUGCAUCACUUUGUGGGGAGCCUGGAGUGGAACAGCAGUAAGUACCCACUGGACAUCGGGAACCUCCUCCUGCGUGGCUGCAAGAUUCGCAACACAGACACCUGCUAUGGCCUGGUCAUCUAUGCUGGUUUAGACACAAAGAUCAUGAAAAACUGUGGGAAGAUUCAUCUGAAGAGGACCAAGUUGGACCUGCUGAUGAACAAGCUGGUGAUCCUGAUCUUCAUGUGCCUGGUGGUCGUGUCCCUGGUGCUGACAUUGGGCUUCACCUUCAUGGUGAAAGAGUUCAAAGGCAAACACUACUACCUGUUGGCACUGCACAAGAGCACAGAAGCCAUGGAGUCUUUCUUCAUUUUCUGGGGCUUCCUCAUCUUGCUCAGCGUCAUGAUACCCAUGGCCAUGUUCAUCAUUGCUGAGUUCAUCUACCUAGGCAAUAGCUUUUUCAUCAACUGGGAUCUCAAUAUGUACUACGAGCCCCUGGAUAUGCCAGCGAAGGCCCGCAGCACCAGCCUCAAUGACCAGCUGGGUCAGGUGCAGUACAUCUUCUCAGACAAGACCGGGACGCUGACACAGAACAUCAUGACCUUCAAGAAGUGCUGCAUUAAUGGCUGCAUCUACGAUUCGGAUGAUGAGCAUGGCAUACUCCGAAAGCGGAACCCAUAUGCCUGGAACCAGUUCGCCGAUGGCAAACUCCAGUUCUACAAUAAGGAGCUGGAAUCCCUUGUGCAAGGCCAGCAGGAUACAGUAGUGAAGGAGUUCUGGCGUCUUUUAGCCAUCUGCCACACUGUGAUGGUACAGGAGAAAGACAACCAGCUGCUGUACCAGGCUGCCUCCCCUGAUGAGGAGGCACUGGUCACCGCUGCCCGGAACUUUGGCUACGUGUUUUUGUCUCGGACCCAGGACACCAUUACCCUGGUGGAGCUGGGGGAGGAACGGGUCUACCAGGUUCUGGCCAUGAUGGAUUUCAACAGUGUUCGAAAACGGAUGUCAGUGCUGGUCCGAAACCCAGAGGGUUCCAUCUGCCUCUACACUAAGGGUGCUGAUACAGUCAUUUUGGAACGCCUUCACACGAAGGGUACCAUGGAGGAGACCACAGAGGAAGUCUUAGCUUCCUUCGCAGAGCAGACCCUGCGCACCCUGUGCCUGGCCUACAAGGAGGUGGAGGAGGAUGCAUACAAACAAUGGGAACCCGAGCAUCUGGAGGCCACCCUCCUGCUGCAGAACCGUGCUCAGGCCCUGCACCUGGUGUAUGACAAGAUGGAACAGAACCUGAAGCUGCUGGGAGCCACGGCCAUUGAAGACAAACUGCAAGAUGGCGUUCCUGAGACCAUCAAGUGCCUCAAGAAGGGGAACAUAAAAAUGUGGGUGCUGACCGGGGACAAGCCAGAGACUGCAGUGAACAUUGGUUUUGCGUGCAAACUGCUGUCGGAGAACAUGCUCAUUUUGGAAGAUAAGGACAUCAAUCGUUUACUGGAGAACUACUGUAGGAACGAAAGCGAACAGCAGAGGGCGUUCAAGAUAAUGACCCACCACAACAUGGCCUUGGUUAUCAAAGGAGAGUUCUUGGAUCAGCUGCUUCUGUCCUUGCGCAAGGAGCCUCGAGCUCUAGUCCAGAAUGCAGUGGUGGAUGAGGUCCCUCAGGAGCUGGGUCUGUCCAGGAUGGACUUCCUCCAGGCGCGGAGGAUCUCCCAGAUGUGGCGAAACAUUGGAUCAUCCCUGGCACAAUCCCCAUCAGUCGCCUCCAAGAUCCACGAGAGCCCCGAGGAGCAGCGGGAGAGGGCCUUUGUAGAGCUGGCCUCCAAAUGCCAGGCUGUCAUCUGCUGCAGGGUGACACCCAAGCAGAAGGCCCUGGUGGUGGCCUUGGUGAAGAAAUACCAGAAGGUGGUGACGCUGGCCAUCGGAGAUGGAGCCAACGACGUGAACAUGAUCAAGACUGCAGACAUCGGCGUGGGGCUAGCAGGUCAGGAGGGCAUGCAGGCUGUUCAGAACAGCGACUACGUGCUGGCCCAAUUCUGCUACCUGCAGCGGCUGCUCCUUGUGCACGGGCGCUGGUCCUACAUGCGAGUCUGCAAGUUCCUGCGUUACUUUUUCUACAAGACGGUGGCCAGCAUGAUGGCCCAGAUAUGGUUCUCCAUAUUCAGCGGCUUCACUGCACAGCCCCUGUAUGAAGGCUGGUUCCUGGCUCUCUUUAACCUGCUGUACUCUACGCUCCCAGUCCUGUACAUUGGUCUGUUUGAGCAGGACAUGACUGCUGAAAAGAGCCUAAAGAUGCCAGAGCUGUAUGUGGCUGGCCAGAAAGAUGAGCUGUUCAACUACAGCAUCUUCCUGCAAGCCAUUGUCCAUGGUAUCCUUACAUCUCUCAUCAACUUCUUCAUGCCGGUCCUCAUGCGCAGUGACAUUUCCAAGUAUGGCAGCUCUAGUGACCACCAGUCCUUUGGGGUACUGGUGGCUAUAUCUGGGUUGCUGACUAUCACCCUGGAGGUCAUUCUUGUCAUCAAGUACUGGACGCUCCUGUGUGUGGGCAGCAUCGUGCUCAGCCUUGGCUCCUAUGUUGUCAUGACAUGCCUCACUCAGAGCUUCUGGUUGUACAAGAUCUCGCCAAAGACCUUCCCAUUUCUGUUUGCUGAUUACAAUGUGCUCAGUCAGCCCUCCAACCUACUGGUGAUCAUACUCAACGUGGCCGUGAACACGAUACCAGUCCUGGCCUUUCGCAUUAUCCAUACAGUUGUUGUAAAACUGCGCCCUAAGGAGGAGGAGGAGGUCCCCACUGAAGAAGUGACUGUGGAGCCUGCCAUGAAGCACCUUCGCCGUGGCAUCCCCGCCCGCCGAUCCAGCUAUGCCUUCUCCCACCGUGAGGGCUACGCCGACCUGAUCACCCAGGGCACCAUCCUGCGCAGGCCCACCGUGGAACUUGGUGGAGACACCAUCUUUGAGUCCCUGAACCCAUCUGAAGAAGACCUACCCUCGCGCCAUAAGGAGUCAAUAUUUAAUCCGCGGAAGAUCUCCAUCCUGGCUAAAAUGAAGCGCAAGCACUAUGGAAAGGGGUCCCACGAGGAGGUCCACCCCAAUACAAGCUCCCAGACUGGAGACAAACAGGCCACUCAGCACUUGGACACUAGGAAGCUGCCCACCUCCAAAAGCGUCACAUCAGGUUCACUCCAGGUGUCCUCCUCGGAUGACCAGGCCUUCCACAGUGUGCCCUCAGAGUACACCUUGGAUAGUCAGCCAGAGCGCUUGGAUGUCAGGACCUCGUCUUGGAGGUCACUUCCCUGGAAGGACUCAGCCUCUCCUAAGCAGAGCCAGCUGGAAGUCCCCACAAAGAAACACAGCCACAGCUCUAGUUGACCAGGAGCCCAUGG